Molecule: messenger RNA, 270 nt
Organism: Meloidogyne enterolobii
Lineage: Eukaryota; Metazoa; Nematoda; Chromadorea; Rhabditida; Meloidogynidae
Source: the annotation of a GenBank genome assembly
AUGGAGCUGCUUUUCAGGCUGCAAUUUUUGUCCGGCGAUAAGUCUGAGAAUGUUCAGGAUCUUCUUCUUUUGGACGUUGCUCCACUCUCGUUGGAAAUUGAAACUGCUGGUGGCGUCAUGACUCCGUUAAUCAAGAGAAACACAACUAUUCCAACCAAGACUUCUCAAACAAUCACUACUUAUUCUGACAACCAGCCUGGUGUUCUUAUUCAGGUCUACGAAGGUGAACGCGCUAUGACAAAGGAUAUCAACUUGUUGGGCAAAUUCUAG